AUGGCUAUUUUUCAGCGAUUGUCACGUGCCUGGAAAAUGUCUUCUACAUUCAAAUUUUCGUUGGCAUUUGAUCAUGAAGGAAAUAAACUUGACCACCGCAAUGGUGUUAGCUAUUACGACAAAUAUUGGAAAAAGUGCCAAACAUGGGCAAAACCACCAAUAACUAUGGCUCUUGCUUUAGAUGGUCAAAUAUUAAAAGAUGAUAAUGUUCCAGUAACUGAUAAUGAUCGAAACCCUGAUUUAAUCUUGUCACCAUAUCAGGACAUUAGGAUUAGGAUUUAA
This is a messenger RNA of Scutellospora calospora, 282 nucleotides long. NCBI's taxonomy places the organism in Eukaryota, Fungi, Glomeromycota, Glomeromycetes, Diversisporales, Gigasporaceae. The record is from the annotation of a GenBank genome assembly.